Penicillium daleae is the source of this 2247-nucleotide messenger RNA. Its product is annotated as putative RING and UBP finger domain protein. Gene Ontology annotation, cellular component: cytoplasm. Lineage: Eukaryota; Fungi; Ascomycota; Eurotiomycetes; Eurotiales; Aspergillaceae. Gene Ontology annotation, biological process: Ras protein signal transduction; protein ubiquitination. Gene Ontology annotation, molecular function: zinc ion binding; ubiquitin protein ligase activity. The coding region runs from base 1 to 2247 and encodes 748 amino acids. The record is from RefSeq and is a predicted model, not a curated record. The transcript has 2 exons.
AUGCCCGCAUAUUUCUACCAUCUAAGCCUCGAAGUCCUGCACAAACCUCAUCCACCCAAAUCAGUGGCCACCGCUUCAUCGCUGGCCCUGGACUCUGUAUGGGAAGCCCUGCUCCCCUUCCAGAAGCGGGCCCGGCGUUCAACGUCCACUCCCACAUCUAGCGGGGGUGAUUCCCUUGCGCAAUUCACGCAAUCGCACGGCCACACACCGGGGAAAGAAUUCACGCUUGAACGACGCUUCAAACACGCUUCCACAUCAUCCUCGUCUGAUUCUUCGUCUCGCGCCGCACAACAUUCGCCUUCGUCCUCGCUUCCCGCUAAUAACUACCCCUCUACCUCCCCCAACAGCCCCUCCGACCUCCAGAACGACGUCCGCGCUGGAGCAAUUCUGAUCGAUUGCAUAGACAUGGUGCCGCCUGAUGAUGUGUCCGGAAAGCGGACCCAAAAGCGCGGCAGUACUGCGGUUCCUGCCGCUGGCAAUGACGACAACCUCGUCGCUGCAGGCAUUGGCACUGAUAUUCUUGGUGGCCUGCGCACGAAGGGUCGCUACAUUCCUCUUGAUCAGGAAGUCGGUGAUAGCGUCUGGGGAAUUGUUCACUUAUACCGUGAUGUGCAGGAAACCCCGUAUCUCGCUGGGAACGAGGAUGAUUACCCGACCUACCUGAAAGGCUCCGCGGCCGCUGCGCGACACCCAAGCGAGCAGCAGUCCGGCGGUACGAGUCGCACACAACCUCAUUCUCGUGGGAAGGGCUCUGCAGACCUAGCGACGUAUCCGUUCCCUGUGACGGUAUCAUCGUCUGGCAAAGAGGAGGACGAGUGCUCGACGUUGUGUAUCCUAGCUGUGCCAAGUUACUUGUCGCCACCAGAUUUUCUGGGAUUCGUGGGCGAGAAUACGAUGGAUGAUGUGAGCCAUUUCCGGAUGAUACGCACCCCGCGCGCCAAUCGGUAUAUGGUUUUGAUGAAGUUUCGAAAUGGGAGGAAGGCGAAGGAGUGGCAAAAGGAGUGGAAUGGCAAGGUUUUCAACAGCAUGGAGCCUGAGACCUGCCAUGUGGUAUUCGUGAAAUCGGUUGAGAUUCAGGUUGUCGAGCCUAAACCACCUUCGACGGCCGACGCCGGUGCUCUUUCGCCCUCUCAUAAACAUCCUGUGUCAUCGUCUGGUCAGGCCACUCUCUCUACGAAACCCCUUGCUCCACCUACACCGGCAUUGAUCGAACUCCCUACCUGCCCCGUAUGCCUUGAACGAAUGGACGAAACAACGGGCCUUCUCACAAUCAUCUGUCAGCACGUUUUCCACUGCACAUGCCUCCAGAAAUGGAAAGGCAGCGGAUGUCCUGUCUGUCGGUACACCCAAGACGACUUCCGCAAGGGUACUGCAUCCACGGAUAGCGACGAAGAGCCUGCUGAGUGCAGCGUCUGUCACACCGACAGUAAUCUCUGGGCUUGUCUGAUCUGCGGCUCGGUGGGCUGUGGCCGCUAUGACGGAGCCCAUGCAUUUGACCAUUGGAAACAGACUGCUCAUGCCUUUGCCAUGGAUCUCAACUCCCAGCGCGUUUGGGACUACGUUGGCGAUGCUUAUGUUCACCGCAUUAUUCAGAGCAAAACUGAUGGCAAGCUCGUCGAGCUCCCUGCAGCUGAUCACUCGGCCCUCGACCCGCCAGACUGGGCUGACGCUGUCCCCCGUGAGAAACUCGAAAACAUGAGCGUCGAGUACACGCACCUCCUCACCUCCCAGUUGGAAAGCCAGCGCGCUUACUUUGAAGAAAUUGUCGAGCGGGCGGCGGACAAGGCCUCACAGGCUAGCGCCGCUGCCGCAACUGCAGAAGAAGCCGCAAGGGAGGCAACCGCCCGUCUUGCGGAGCUGCAAGCACAAUACGAGGCUCUCUCGUCCGACUCCAUUCCCAGCAUGGAGCGCGAGCAAGGUCGCCUUGAGAAACGAGCUGAGAAAUUCGAAGCCCUGGCACGCCGCAUGGAGAAAGACUACCGUGAAGAGAAGACUAUUAAUGCAAGUCUCAUGGAGAGGCUGGAGCAUAUGUCUACGGAGAAUGUGGCGAUGAAGGGCGAGGUUGAUCAGUUGAAGGCGGAGAUUGUGGAUUUGCAAGAGCAGAGUCGCGAUUUGACCUUCUUUAUCAGUGGUAGUCAGAAGCUGCAGGGUGCUGGGGAGGAUAUUGAGCAGGGCACUGUUAGUGUACCUGAUCCCCCAGCCGAGGUGGCGAAGAAGAAGAGGAAUCGGGGAAAGGGAAGGAAGUAG